Molecule: messenger RNA, 3747 nt
Organism: Closterium sp. NIES-65
Lineage: Eukaryota; Viridiplantae; Streptophyta; Zygnematophyceae; Desmidiales; Closteriaceae
Source: the annotation of a GenBank genome assembly
AUGCAGGGCUCACAGGGUGCAAAUUCGUCUUCUCAACUCGAGGUCGAAAUUAGUGGCGCUUCGCGUCGUCCAGCUAAGCACGUAAGCUUCCAGGCGCCCGAAGACCCGUACAUCAUUGAGCAUGACGUGGCCCAGCCUCCAGAUGACGUGGCGAAUCCUCUUCCCGAGGUUCCGGGGCAAGAGCUCCCUCUCCCGGGAUUUGUCGAUUACGAAUCGGAAUCAUCUUUCGGACGCGAAACGUCAGCCGCCGAUUUGGAAACGGGCUUCCGCGUGCGACAAUUGGAUUUCGACGCGACGCGCGAGACGCACUACGUGAUCGUGGUGCACGGAACCUUCGACGCGCCACCGUCCGACGGAACGCGCACGUGGUAUCAACCCGCGGAUCCCGGCGAGCAAAACUUUUGCUCCAAAAUUGGCGCUCUUCUGGCGCGAGGGCCGUUAAGAGCAGACAGCGUGUGGCGGGAGUUUCCGAUCGGCAGCUUCGCGGCCGGCAAAGCUGCUCGCGGCCGGCAAGGCGCUGCGCCGUACCCUUUCCACUGGGACGGCACGAACACGCACAAGGGGAGGGUGGAAGCUGCCGAGAAGCUCUCUGUGCUUAUAACGGAUAUUGCCCACAGUGACCCUGCAGCGAGGAUACACAUCAUCGCUCACUCCCAUGGGGGAAACGUGCUGCUCAAAGCGGCAGAGGUGCACGCACAAGCAGAAGAGCCAGGAGCGCUACCCCUGGGGGCGCUACCGCUGGAUCGACUCGCUCCUCGGCCUCCCCUUAAGCACACGCACAAGCAGAAGAGCCAGGAGCGCUAUCCCUGGGGGCGCUACCGCUGGAUCGACUCGCUCCUCGGCCUCCCAGCCACCCGGCAGCGCCUCUUCCUCUCCCACCGCCUCGCCACCUCCCCCCUCUCCAACGCCCUGGGCUCUCUCGUGUUCCUGGGAACGCCGUUCUAUGUGAAGAAAUGGGACCGCGCAGGGGUGUUCCGGCUGGUGGUGGCGACGGUGGUGUCUGGUGCAGUGGUGUUUGGAGUGGUGCUGGGGUAUGUGGUGCUCUGGGAAGUGGUGGUGAUGGAGGCGGCGCAUUUGGAGGUGAACCGGCUGAUGCUGUGGCCUCUGGUGGUGGUGGCGAUUGUGGGGCUGUUUGGGGCCGUCAGUAUCGCCGUGCAAGCUUAUUUAUCUUUCGAGUCGUGGCACCAACCGGCCUACUACAACGGCAACAUCUACCACGCGCCCGGUUACCACUGGUCGCCUGCCAUGUCAGCACUCGUGAUCCACGCUGGCAAGCUGGAUGAAGCCAGCCUGGCACUUUCCGUCGAGCCAAUUGCGCGCGCCUACAUCUUUCCCCAACUGAGGGAGUUAAUCAAACUCUCCUUCUGGUUCCCCCUUCCUCCCCUCCCCACCUCCGCCUCCUCCUCCUCUCCCUCCUCUUCCUCGUCUUCCGCGUUCCUUUCCUCCUCCUCUCACUCUCGUCCUCACAACACCCAAGCACGCCCCUUCCUCCUCUGGUUCCUAUACUUCAUCAAUCUCAUUAGAGUGCUUCUCUGGAACAUCAUUUUCCUCGUGCCCUUCGCCCUCCUCUCCCUCAUUUCCCACAUACUGGCACCGGCGUUAGUCGAGACAGUACGGAGCGUGAUAGUAACAAUCGCAUUCGGUCUUUCCCCCAACGAGCUAAGCUUCGCAAGUGUGUAUGUAGAUGAAGUGUUAGAUCUCCACCUGUGGUCACACCGCGUGGAGCACUGGAACGUUCAGAAGCUUCUGGCUGAGGCCAAGACACAGUCUUUGCAGGGGAAGCUGUUACCCGGUUACCACGACGAUACUGUAGAUGCGGGUGGGGGUGACAGUGAAGGGGGUGAGUACAUGGAGGGGCUGGGUCUGGGUGGGGAGGGGGGUGAGGCGGGUUGGCUUGAGGAACAAUUGUUAUUGUCACGGGGAAGGGAAGUGGGGAGGAAUGGGGAGAGAGAGAAGGGGAGGCAGGAGGGGAGGGAGGGGAGAGAGGGGGAAGGUGAUGGGAUGGAAAUAGAAGCAGCGGCAGGAGCAGCAGGAGCAGGAGAAACAGCAGGAGCAGGAGCAGGAGCAAAAACAGGAGCAGGAGCAGGAGCAGGAGCAACAACAGGAGCAGGAGCAGGAGCAGGAGCAAGAGCAGAAGGAGCAGGAGCAGGAGCAGGAAAAACAGCAGGAGCAGGAGCAGGAGCAAAAACAGGAGCAGGAGCAGGCGCAGGAGCAACAACAGGAGCAGGAGCAGGAGCAGGAGCAAGAGCAGAAGGAGCAGGAGCAGGAGCAGGAGCAGGAGCAGGAGCAGAAGUAGCAGCAACAGCAACAGCAGCAGCAGGAGGAGCAGAAGCAGAGGCAGAAGCAGCAGGAGCAGCAGCAGCAACAGCAGCAGCAGAAGCAGGAGGAGCAGAGGCAGAAGCAGCAUCAAAGCCUCCCACACACCUCCCUAGAAAGUUUCCCUCAACACCACACACCAUCGCAUAUCACACCUCUGCUUUGCGACCCAAACAUCCCUAUCACCCCAGUCCCACCCCUCGAAAUAAUCACCUGCCUGUAACACUCCUAGAGCAUCACGUGCCUUCCUUCCCGUCACCGCAUCAGCACAUGGUGGUAACCCCGUUACAGCACCAGCACAUGGUGGUAACCCCGUUACACCACCAGCACAUGGUGGCUAAGGAUGCUACUGAGGAGGCUACUAUAGGGGAUGGACGAGGAGCCUUAGGGCAUGAGAGCGAGAGGGGGGAUGGUGGUGUGGGUGAGAUGGUGGGAGGUGGAGAAGGGAAGGGGGUUGAGGUGGGGGGUGCAAGGGGCAUAAGGACGGUAAGGGGUGUUGGGGCGGCAAAGUGGAAGGGAGUGGGAGGCUGCAUAGAGGCGCCUGUUUGUGAUGAUUCUGUGGGGGCGGUGGGGGCAGUGGGUGGGUUCGACGGUGGUUCGGUGGGUGCUUCGGCGGGUGGUUUGACGGGUGGUUCGGCGGGUGCAAAGUGGAAAAGAGUGGGAGGCUGCAUAGAGGCGCCUGUAUGUGAUGAUUCUGUGGGGGGGAUCGUUGGUUCGGUGGGCGGUUCGGUGGGUACUUCGGCGGGUGCUUCGGCGGGUGACAUAGGUGCUUCGUCGCUUGCAGUUUCAUCUGCGGUUGAAGCGGACGAGGCGGAGGUGGAUUUUCUCCUGGAGGAGCAGGAGGACAAGGAGGGCUGCGGCGAUCAAGCAGCUAUCAAGCAGCUGUGUGUGAUGAUCGAGGAGCAUAUUGGCGAGCUGACUGGUCGCUUUGACCUCAACCAUGGCGCAUACUUCCGAGACCCGCGCAUCCUCGCUGUCAUCGCACAUUUCCUGCAGCAUCGGGCUCUCCCUGAUUGGUCCUGGUCCCUUGAUGCGGAUUUACUGCGUGUUCAGUCGUUGACUGAGCUUGCGCAAACAGCUUCAGGGCAAGGAACGGGCGGGAGAAGUGGUGGGGAAGGGGAGGGUUCGGGGGGUCUGGGUUGUGAGUCAGGUGCGACUGGUAUGGCAGGUGUGGCAGGAGUGGCAGGCAUAGGGGAUGCAGCAGAAGGGGAGUUGGAGGAGUUACCAAAUCUGGAACAAUCAAAGCUGGGGAUAUCAAGCUCUGGGGAUGGUGCGAGCAAUAGUCGAACCCCCAGUAUGGUGGGGUUCCGAGGGAAGAGGAGCAAGAGUGAGAAGAAAAGGAGCAAGAGAGAGGGGAAUAGGUCCUGGUCCGGUCAGCUUUGGCUGACGCGCGGUUUUUCCGGGCAGCUUUCCUCAAGCCAAGCUUCUUAG